This is a messenger RNA of Chanos chanos (milkfish), 951 nucleotides long. Its product is annotated as proto-oncogene c-Fos. Gene Ontology annotation, cellular component: nucleus. Gene Ontology annotation, biological process: regulation of transcription by RNA polymerase II. The record is from RefSeq and is a predicted model, not a curated record. Gene Ontology annotation, molecular function: RNA polymerase II cis-regulatory region sequence-specific DNA binding; DNA-binding transcription factor activity, RNA polymerase II-specific. NCBI's taxonomy places the organism in Eukaryota, Metazoa, Chordata, Actinopteri, Gonorynchiformes, Chanidae. The transcript has 3 exons. Bases 1 to 951 code for a protein of 316 amino acids.
AUGGUUCUAGCGUGUGACAUCACAACUGCCAAAUAUCCUGCGGCCUGUGGAAAGCACAAGAGACGGAGAAGCACGGCUCAGUGCUCGGACGUCAGGAUAGCCCGUCGCGAUUCUACUGUCCGAAGAAAAUGCCAGAAAAAUCAGCUCUCCCCUGAGGAAGAGGAGAAGAAACGGAUCCGAAGAGAGAGGAAUAAAAUGGCUGCAGCAAAAUGUCGAAACAGAAGGAGGGAGUUGACCAACAGCCUCCAAGCUGAGACUGAUCUCCUGGAGGAGGAUCAAGCAGCACUUCAGGCUGAGAUCAGCAGCCUGUUAAAGGAGAGAGAGGAACUGGAGCUCCUUCUGUCAGCGCACAAACCCCACUGUAAAAACCCAGAGCUCCUCAACCCACUAGAGCAAAGCAGAGUCCAAGAGGCCCAUAGCUCAGCCUCACUGGAGAUACUGCAGCACGUGCCUCUAACCAUGGAGGACCUGGUCAGUGGUCCAACUCCAGACCCUGACGUACCGCUCACUGGUUCUGCACUGGGGGUCAUCUCAGGGAACUCUGACAUAUUACUGUGCUCCAGCGCUGAAGUAGAAGGAGCUGAGCUGGAGGUGGAGGUGGAGGUGGAGCUGGGGGUGAAAAAGGUGACUGGUGGAGUGAAAGAGAGAGAUGACGACACGAGACUGUCGGUACCGGACGUGGACUUGGGUUGCUGCUCUCUGGGCCUGACAGAGUGGGAGAGUCUUUACCAGACCAUGGCCGAGACCCUGGAACCCCUCACCUGUGCCGGUCACACCUGUGCUAGCUUAGAGACUCACACCUGUGCCAGCCACACGCUCUCGCUGUUAGGUUUCACCAGCUUUGAGUUUGAUUCGGAGGAGGGAGAAGGAGGCGAAAAAGCCAAAACAGAUGGGAAAAGAUCAGAACUUUUCACAGAUAUUCUCAAUUCUCCGACACUUGUGUCUUUAUGA